AUGCCCUUCUUCAAUCAGCAGCGGCGGCUCGCGAGGAGGCGAGACCUCAAGCGGCUGGGCCCCGAGGAGAUCCAGCGCGAGUGCGAUGCGAUCGAUGCGGCUUGCGAUGAGGCAGCACGAGCUCGCGCCAUGGCUCGGAGCCCGCCAGCUGAGUGCGCCAUCUGCCUCGGUGCAAUGACAGGAGCUACGUGGCAGUGCCGCUACUGCGGUAAUCGGACUCACGCUCGCUGUCACGAGGCCUGGCUCGAGUACUCGACGACCUGCCCCUUUUGCCGCAAGCUCGACCGCAGGCCGCGAAAGAGCACACGCUGCUUCGCGAUCGUCUGCGCUAUUGCGCUCCUCUCAGCUCUCGCAGGGUCGUCGGUUCCGUCGCCCGUGCCAUCAAAGGAGCGCGGGGAAGGGUAG
Messenger RNA from Emiliania huxleyi CCMP1516, 405 nucleotides. RefSeq lists its product as hypothetical. The coding region runs from base 1 to 405 and encodes 134 amino acids. The transcript has 4 exons. The record is from RefSeq and is a predicted model, not a curated record. Lineage: Eukaryota; Haptophyta; Isochrysidales; Noelaerhabdaceae.